Molecule: messenger RNA, 1896 nt
Organism: Pelmatolapia mariae (spotted tilapia)
Lineage: Eukaryota; Metazoa; Chordata; Actinopteri; Cichliformes; Cichlidae
Gene: cldn2
Product: claudin 2
Exons: 3
Coding region: 891-1712 (273 amino acids)
Biological process (GO): cell adhesion; bicellular tight junction assembly
Cellular component (GO): bicellular tight junction; plasma membrane
Molecular function (GO): structural molecule activity
Source: RefSeq, a predicted model, not a curated record
GGGCCGACUGGAAGGAUUAGAAACUGAGGGCUCAACUUCGACAAACCGGCUGACUGUAAUGACUGCUCAUGCACACUCUUAUGGUGCGUGUCAACAGCUUACACGGCACUGACCAACAAGGAAGGACCAUCCCUCUCAUCUAUCAGCAGUAGAUCCACCUCCAUGGUAACCAUGGGGUCCACAGUACCUUUAGUUUUUGGGUCAGCCUGUUGCCGCCAACAUACCAAAGGUCUGUUUUGGAGAAAUGACAGAUGAGAGAAUGAUUAAGCUGUCUGACCAACCGGGAUAUGUGUGUCACACAGAUGUCAGUGUGUAUACAUGACAGUAGGUGAAGGUCUGGAUGAGGGACAGAGAUACGCAAACACGAGACACAGAUGAGACCGUGAUAGAGAAACAAUGUUCAGGAACACUGGCGUCUCUUAUCCUUCUCUGUUGUUGUUUUAAAGUGGAUAGCCUGCAACAGGCAGUCCAGAGGACUGUAUUUCUUCUUCUCUCAUUUCUGAAAUAAGUAUUUUUUUUCCCCUUCUUGGCUCCCUCGGUCUAAUCUAAGCAGCAGCAGAGUAAGUGGCAUUUUAAAAGUACAGCAGCUGUGACUAUGUCAAGGUCUGAGGAAGCAGUCAGAGUCUGAUACAGCAAGAAAAAGGCAACAUUUUCUCUACUGGAGAAGCAGGAGCAGGUUCCACAGAAAUACCAGUGGUGAAUCUAAUCUGUGCAGGCUGCAGGCUCUGCUCUGUCUUCAUCCUCUACCUCCUCAUCCUCCGCUCCAGCUGCAACUUCACACCCUGCAGCAAAGGAACAAAUCUUCGACUAGUUCAGCGCCUGGCUGUUCUAUAACCUGCAGCACUCUCAGGAGCUCUUCUGGUUGCUUCUGGGUGAUCACAGUUACGGCUAUGGCAUCAGCAGCUCUGGAGCUGAUGGGCUUCUUCCUGGGCUUACUGGGGAUGCUGGGGACCCUGGUGGCCACAGUACUUCCAUACUGGCAGAUUUCUGCACACGUUGGUUCCAAUAUUGUCACAGCUGUGAAUAACAUGCGGGGCCUGUGGAUGGAGUGUGUCUAUCAGAGCACGGGGGCCUUCCAAUGUGAGACCUACAACUCAAUGCUGGCUUUGCCUUCUGACCUGCAGGCUGCUCGUGCCCUCAUGGUCAUCUCCAUAGUGUUGUCUAUCCUUGCAAUUGCUAUGGCAACUCUGGGAAUGCAGUGCACGCUUUGCUUGGAGAGCUCUGGUGGGGUUAAGAGUCGUGUAGCCGGUGCAGGUGGGGUGUUAUUUGUCUUUGCAGGCUUCCUGGCUCUCGUACCCGUAGCGUGGACCACACACGAGGUGGUUAAGACCUUCUACCUUCCAAACGUACCUCAAAGCAUGAAGUAUGAACUCGGAGAGUGCCUAUACACUGGGCUGGCCUCUGCACUCAUUUCCAUGCUGGGUGGGGGGAUGCUAUGUGUGUCAUGUUGUGAAGAGCAGGAAGGUGGCCGUGGGAGACGCCACGGAGGCGGAUAUCCGUACCCAGUAGGAGGCGGCAUAUCGAGCACAGGUGUACGAACAACCUCACAGACCUACCGCAACCCCACCCUGCAGGUGGGGGGUGUCAAUACCCCCAGCAGAGGGCAGACACUAAUUCGUAGUGCAAGUGGCAGUUCAGAGUCGGGUACGCAUGGAGCCCAACGAGCUAGGAAGCCCACUGCAGCAGGAUAUGACAUCACAGGAUAUGUCUGAGGGGUCCACCUGUCCAUUACACCUUUAACUGUAACUGCCUCACAGCUUAAGUUUAAUAAAUGUAUCCUUAUAGUGUAUCUAAAUGAAUACACAUUGUCAGUGUUUGCUGGAUUUUUUGAGAAGCAAUUGUGAAAUUUCAACAAAAUUACACAGCAGAACUAUUAAAGUUGUGUUUCUGUACUUG